UUUGUGGUUUUGUUGUCACAUCUCUGCACGAGCGCAGCCGUGCUAGGCUAGCUAGGCUGUGCGAACCAGUCGUCCAGCGUUUUGACGGCUGGAGCAGGCACAUCGGGCAGGGCUUGUAUGGGGCAGCCAGCAUGACAGCUACUCGGGGAAUGGCUCCAGCAUCGUGGUUUCUGCAGAGUGUGAUCCUGAUCGUCGCACUUGUGCCGUGGCAAAGCGCAAGCGCGGAUAUGGACACAGCUGCUAUGAGCCAGAGUCUGGAGCCUCGGCAGGUGUACCCGUUUCGGCGGUACGGUGAUGUGACGCUGCUGCCGUUCGUCAUCGCGCAGGGCACGCACUCAGCCACUUGGACGUUCAAGGCCAACAUCAGCAGCCACUGCAGGCCAGACAUUAUCCACCUAUACCUUCAGUUUGGAGGGCUGCCCGUGUUGAGCCCUCUGAAUGCUUCUUUUCCCGAUAACUUUGUUACCAAGCGACAGCGGCUGCACAGCCUCUAUUUCCCUACCGACUCGGAACUGCGCUUCAUCAACAUCAGCUCACCUGACCCCGGACAGUGGUUUGCAGCAGCGUUCACGUUAGAUCAUCACCAACGGAUUUUGCAAAAGGGCCUGUUUGCACCCUGUGAAGUGUACCUUUCAAGCUCGCUGACCCCGUACCUGCUUGACGAGGUCAUUGACCUACUGCCCGGCCAGGCCACCACACACCACGUUGUCAAGCCCACCUACUUCAGGUUUGCAACAUCACGGGAGUUGUGGAGCCUGGACUUCAACAUAUCCGAGUGUAAAUUUCAAGGCAACAGCACUGCCGACUCAUGCCCGGUGAUUAUUAGUGCCACUGCCGAAGUUCCGCCUACGGUGCAAGAGGACGCUGUUGACUCUGAGGUUGCACAACGGACUACCAUGGUUAACUGUUCAGAGGAUAGGACCUGUGGAGGCACCAUGACUCCAGCACUGGAUGCGUGGAACUACAUUCUAGUCCAACCGACUAUAGAUGAUCCAGUGGAAUUCAAAAUCUUUCUCUCCCCAUACGACUGCAGGUCAGCGCACAUGAGCCCGGCGGCAAAGAGCAGAAGGAAGGAGAACCUGGAAAUGCUGGAGAAGAUGUUUAGUGCCAAUGCAACCACACUCAGGACGGUUCUCCAGGAGUAUCUACGAGUGCCUAAAUUUCCCACUUCUUGCUGGCCUUCUCGUGAACUUGCGCACGUGAACAUGCCUGAGACAUUCGAAUAUGGCUACCGAUUGGAUCCUGAGCCUGACAAUUCCAACUUCACAUCUGGCUUUAACGUGAGCUUGCAUGAGCCGACACUCAUCACAUUCAGAGUGUUUCCAGUCUUGGACUCUGGUGGAACACUGUCCGUCAAUUUGCAUCUCAUCAGCCCAGGCAAGGACGAGCACGUGCCAACGAACGUGAGCCUGCGGAUGGUGUUGGCGUACGGGUCGCGACCUCCGCUUAAGGAGGACCAAAAGUCAUGGGAGUGGGGCAACAAGUUCCAAGCGAACACCAGCAGUGAUGACAGCUCCAGAGCAGAGCUGCACGUUCCAUUCCCAGAGUUUGGGCUCUGGUACCUGGGGCUGUUGCCACUGUGCUAUCUUGAUGACGAUGGAAAUUCCAGUGAGCCAAACUGGGUUCCCUGCGAGAUGGAAUCGAUGCACGUGGAACUCACCGUCAAUUCCACUGCCUGCUUGAACAACAAGUGCGGUCUCUUUGGUCGCUGCUUCCAGUACAUCAGCGGAGGGAUGAUCUUCAGCAGCUGCUACUGCACAUCUGGCUACCGUGGCUGGGGGUGUACAGACAACCGGGAAGCCCGUCACUACUCACACAUGUUGACUGAACUGCUGCUGCUAACAAUCAGCAAUGUGUUCUUUGUGCCUGCUGUGCUGCUGGCUUUCUACCGGCGCCACUUCCUUGAGGGCCUGGUCUACCUCACCACCAUGAGCGCUUCUGUGUUGUACCAUGCGUGUGAUGCGGACCUGUCCCCCAUCUGCGUGCUGAGGCCAAACGUGCUGCAGUAUUGCGACUUCCUGACAGCCGUGGUGUCACUUUGGGUUACCCUACUCUGCCUGGCCGAGGUGUCAAUGCCCUUGCGCACACUGGUGUCAACUUUCGGCACCCUCUGCAUUGCCAUUGCUGUUGAGAAUGACCGCACAGGAUUCCUGGUCAUUGCACUGCCAGCUGGCCUUGGCUUGACACUUGUAUUUGGCUCCUGGGUUCGGCAGUGUGUCACAAGGAGGAGCUGUUUUCCACAGCCACGCUUCUGGCUGAUAAGCCUGGCACCUGGUGCCGCGCUGGGUGUUGUAGGUGCAGCUCUAUACUUGGGAUUUGAAACACGCCGCAAUUACGCCUACGUGCACAGUGCGUGGCAUGCGCUGGUUGGCCUCUCACUCUUCCUGGUCUUGCCCCCAAAGCGGCGGUGUCAAUCAGCUGAAAAGAAAGAGUCCGUGAACACUUGCAGUUACGUAAGGGUGGAGGAGCUGAGUGACAUGAUGCCAACGCCGGAGCUGCCAUCGGCACAUGCACCCUUGGUGAUAGCAAGAGGCACGUGAUGAAGAGUCGGGAGGCAUCAGUCUUUCACGACGGUGGCAGCUGCCCACUUGACUGCCUUACGUUCUGAAGCGAGAUUCGUAUGCAUUGCCGCAGUGCUAAUGGACAACUUAGACAGGCUGGAACAACGUCGAGGCAGGACCUCUUUGUGAUAUACCAUCAGCAUGAAUUGAAAUGCAAACAGAACAAAGUAAUCGAGUGUAGGUCUUUUGCUUGAUAAUGCUAUACGAAUGUGUGCUGUUGCAUUCCUGCAAGUGUGUUUAGUAAAUGUUAUGGCCAUUAGCAAUACAUUCGAAAAGUGGAUCAUGCCAUUAUUGCAUGUGCCAGAAAAUGUAGGCACAAGAGUGCAUGUUCUAGUCUAUGCGACUUGUUUGCCUAGGAAUUUAUAGUGAUAGUAAGUGUUAGUACUGAAAUCGUGUUGUAUUGUCUUCCUGUUGAACCAUGACUGAAAUGGAUUUGUAUACAUAGCCAAGUUGUUGAGAUGACAUCGAGUCGUUAAAGGCUAAUGUUUUACUUGCAGUGUUUUAAAGCUAAUUAAUUCAGCAUUGUGUUCACUUUAUAUAAGGUCAUCAACACAUUCAGUCUAUUUGCUCAUUAUAGUUUCGUGAAGUGCUUGAGUAGCACCUAAUUACUUUGUUUUCAGAUGCAGGUAGGCAAUAUAAUGUACUGUUUGCUCUGGCAGUCCAUUUGUGUUUGGAAGGAUGGAAGGGCGACUGGAGACAGCACCUUAAGUUGGGGUUGCGAAGAAGGCUGGAAAACUGGCUAUUUUCUAAGAAUGUGCAGCGUGCAUUGUUUUGUUUCUUUUCAUGCAUUUCGGGGCAUUCGCCCCUCAGACACGCAGGGGCCCAGAAUUAAUUCUUUUGUAAGCGCUAAUGUAGCACAGGAAUAUUGUAGUAAGUGGAUUACUUCACCACAGAAGACAUAAAAAAGUUAACAGUGCAAAGGGUGCUCAUUGUUAUAUCCGAUGUAUUGUUAAAAACGGUGUCGUUUGACUUGGGUUUGACUGUACAGUAGGUUCAACAGAGAAGGUAAUGACUUGCCUAGACUGCAGUUCUUUAUAUAAAUAUGGAUAUGGAUCACAGUUGAGUGAGCAGCUCACAGGAAGAGGGGAAGGGGAUAACUGUGCUCAAACCUAUGAUUUCGGAGCCUCCAGCAACAUUCUUUUGUCAACCACAUUACACACCUUAAGGUGGACUGAAUCUUGCAUAUACCAUUGACUGUUUUGUUUGCUCUACCAUUUGUACAUUACAUUCAGCACAGUGAUUGUAAAAAAAGUGCAAAAACAACAUAUGUACACAAAGAGACAAACAGCGCUUGUUUGUCUCUUUGUGUAUGUCCAUUGUUUUUGUGCUGUUUUUUUACGAUCCUGAACAACCAACUAGCUCGAAUUACCGCCCUUGUCAAAUUCAGCACAGUGUAGAGACAUAAGUCCACACUAUGGUUCACAAAAUAGGAUUGAAUUCUAGGCGCGGCCACUGUCGCAGGCCAAAAUUCAGGAAGCAUGGCAGUGGCAUUCAGUAUGCUUCCAUUCAUCUCACAUUCAAAAUAAUGACAUAGGGUGGAUAUGACAAUAUGCUCUUACGGUUAACCCUUCGCAAGUAACUGUAGUGUUUGAGACCGCUCUUGUUGCUGCAGGCAACUCUGCAACAUAGGCUCACAAAGUGUCUUGAAACAUAUGCGCAUUCCUACAACUACAUCCUCGAUCGGCUGAUUUUGUUUGUAGCUUCCACUUCCAAGGCAUGUAAAGCGUAGUACUGUUAAAUCCACUCCUAAUGAUCCCACGUAUGGCAGAUCUAUCAUUUAGAGGUACCAGGUGUUCGUUACCCUACAUAUUUGAGCUGCACUGUAGUGUGCGCAAAAAUAAAAAUUAUUUUUCGUUAGAUUUCUCAUUAGUGGGUGCAACAGUAUGGCUUAAAUAGUACAUGACGCAAUCAAAAACGAGGCAUGACCUGUGCGAACUACUGAAGGCAGUGAAUGCCUGGAGCUGGCGCCAGACAGGGAGCAUUCAGGGAAAGUUGUGAGCUGUUUUCAUCCUGACAAAGCAGAUGGGAUGCUUCUUUGAUGAUUCUGUUAUUGAUGAGAAUACAGGCGAUGGAAGGCCUGUAUUCGUUAAUACAGUUCCAGCGACGACAUAGCCUACUUAAGGCAGUCCUGUUCUCGGUGGAAAUGAGAACCUGGUGAAGCCAUGGCAGUGCCUGUGCAAUGGUUGAUUAUUUGUGGUCAUGACGACUGUGAUGUUGAUCAUAAGUUGGACUUGUGAUUGACAUUUUGUGCUGGUGAGUGUGAUGAUGUGAACGUGAGAUCCUGGUUGAAGGUGUGCAGAAUUUGUGAUGCUGCUUGUUAAAUUAAUACAGUAGGGUUCAUAAGUGUGUAGCUACAGAUUUUUACGCAGCUGAAACAUUUGGCCGACAGCCAGCUCGUAUGUCCUUAUGUGAAAGCUUCAUGUGCACUGAUUUAGAAAAAUAUGUUGCACUUGAAGGAAGCCUUCAACUUUAUUGAUUACAAGUAGUACAAUUUUGAAUUCAGUUCCCUACCGCUUGCAGUUAUAUUUGGCGAAAUUGCAAAGCUUGAGAACUGUCAACAAAAACAAUGAAUAAAUUUCUGUAAAUUCAAUCUUUCUUACUUUUUAAUAAAACAGACAAUAUGGACAGCUUGCUUUGCAGCAUACCCGCAUUUAAUAAAAAAGACUUCUGUGGAAUUCACAUAACACGGCAGCAAUUCAUAGACAGUGCAAUUCUAGUGUCUGUUUUGUCUGUCAAGCACUUCAAAAGUGCAUAAAAAAACUCUUAAUUUCUUUGUGUCACAAAUGUGGAAUUUCAGAAUCUUCAUUUCUUCACUGGUCUUGAACUUUUUCUUUGAAACAACGAAAAGUUAUAUUUGGAAUUUUCCGGUAGUUUCCCAACGACAUAAUUUCUGUGCUAACUGUGUUUAUGAAUGUAGACAUCAGGGUUGGGUAAAGGUUUGUAAGCUGAAAGCUGUGUAAAUUGUAAGUUGGUGACAAUAUUUUCUUGUGCAUGUGUUUGUAGCUAUUAAUUCAGUUGGCCAAGUGUCAGAUUACUUCUUGGAUUCAUUUUGUAUAGUACCUUUUUUGAGGAAUACAGUGAAAUAUGUGAAUUAAAGCUAUGCAGGGAAGAGUAGGUUUUACUUGACAAUGUCAUUUUACAGUGUGGACAAAAGAUUUACACUUCCAUCACUGACUCGUUCAUUUUAUGAUUCUUUGCCGUUGCCACCUUUGUCUCGUUUUUUACAGCGACUUAUGCAGUACACACUUUUCUGUGAUGUUUAUUGUCUAUUUUUGUACAUUGCUCUCAUCCGCCACAAGUACACUGCAAUUUAGAUGCCUGCCAUUGUUUUAUUAUUACUUUACGAAAUUCGUUGUGUUCUUGCCAUUACGUAGGCCUAGCAGAAGAUGAUCUUCCAUAUCUUGACACUAUCUAGUAUCAUGAAAGGUUACAGCGCACAUAGACGGGGACGAAGGAAGAACACACAACACAUAGCACUGUGUGUUCUUCCUUCGAUCCCGGCCGCGGCGGUCGCAUUUCGAUGGAGGCGAAAUGGUAGAGGCCCAUGUACUUAGAUUUAGGUGCGUGUUAAAAAACACUGGAUGGUCGAAAUUUCCGGAGCCCUCCACUACGGCGCCCCUCAUAAUCAUAUUGUGCUUUUGAGACGUAAAACCCCUGAUAUUAUUAUAGUUAUUAUUGUGUUCUUCCUUCGUCCCCGUCUGUGUGCGCUGUAACCUUUCAUGAUGCAGUAUCAACUACCCACCAAGCCAUCCUCGUGAACUAUCAAUACUCACAGACCCAUAUGUAAGUGCAGUUGACCCCCACUAACAUGGCCUCUGUUAAUUAGACUUUUCAAUCAAGUGUAACGUGUCAAAGAGUCUCAGUGAGACACCAUACAUUGCUAUGAAGGAAAACUCAUUCAGUUCAAAUGUGAAUGGAUGUGGCUUCAUUUAUUAAACCGUCACUGGCAGUCUUUAUUACACACAUGGGUUAUAAAAGGCAUGAAAGCACGAGAUCGUUAAUAAACAGCAAUAUCACUUCUGUAUUCUGUUAGAAUUUUGUCAGCACCGUGACAUUUUUGAGAAGUGUAAGCAGCUUAUGGAUGAGGACAUUGACAAAAAUUUAGCAUCUGAAUUCUGAGGCAGCAUGUAAAACAUCACUUCGUAGGAAUAACAGCACGAACACGAGACACGAAGACCAGGAAGAACACUGGACAGAGUGUUGACUUCAGCUAACGGUUUAUUUUCGUUCAGCUUGCAUAUUUAUGGGAAACCCCAUCGAUAUCUACUAGAUAUCACCAAAAAAACCAACCCAUAAACGAAAAACAACACAACAAAACAAGAACCCUCCAAAGUGCAUCACCAGUUAGGUUUGCAUCACCAACUAGCCUGCCAACAUACGUUACUGAAGUAAAACAUCAGUACUCUGCCAUAUGCUGGCUCAGUCACACUUCAAGAUCAAGGAGCAAAA
Molecule: messenger RNA, 7010 nt
Organism: Rhipicephalus sanguineus (brown dog tick)
Lineage: Eukaryota; Metazoa; Arthropoda; Arachnida; Ixodida; Ixodidae
Product: post-GPI attachment to proteins factor 6
Exons: 13
Coding region: 132-2540 (802 amino acids)
Cellular component (GO): plasma membrane
Source: RefSeq, a predicted model, not a curated record